GCCACCGCGCCGCCCUGCCCGCGCUACCAUUGGCUCGCUAAAAAUGCCUCUCUAAUCUGCGCUGCUCUGUGCACGCCUCCUCCUCAUCCUUCCCCCCACUCCGCCUCGGCUCUGACCUUCCUCCUUCCCGCAGCCCCGGCGAGAUCCCAGAGCGACGCGGUGGCGGCGGCAGCGCCAGCCCCCUCCUCCCCCGGGAAGUCGGCCGGGCUUGAGGCCGGGCCCAGACGUACCGCUUCGCCCCGAGGCGCCGCCGAUGGUGCCCGGCGCUCCUGCUCCCAGCGCAUGAGCAGCCCAGCCUGCUAACCGCAGCUCCGCACUUGUCCAUCCCCCUGUGGCUACACCAUGUCCAGCUCCUACGAUGAGGCCUCACUGGCUGCAGAGGAGACCACCGACAGCUUCUGGGAGGUGGGGAACUACAAGCGGACCGUGAAGCGCAUCGAUGACGGCCACCGUCUAUGCAACGACCUGAUGAACUGCGUGCAGGAGCGCGCCAAGAUCGAGAAGGCGUACGGGCAGCAGCUCACCGACUGGGCCAAGCGUUGGCGCCAGCUCAUCGAGAAAGGCCCACAGUAUGGCAGCCUGGAGCGGGCCUGGGGUGCCAUAAUGACAGAGGCAGACAAGGUGAGUGAGCUGCACCAGGAGGUGAAGAACAAUCUGCUGAAUGAGGACCUGGAGAAGGUGAAGAACUGGCAGAAGGACGCCUAUCACAAGCAGAUCAUGGGUGGCUUCAAGGAGACGAAGGAGGCUGAAGAUGGCUUCCGCAAGGCCCAGAAGCCUUGGGCCAAGAAGAUGAAGGAGCUGGAGGCAGCCAAGAAGGCCUACCAUUUGGCUUGCAAAGAGGAGAAGCUGGCCAUGACACGGGAGAUGAACAGCAAGACGGAGCAAUCGGUCACGCCUGAGCAGCAAAAGAAGCUGCAGGACAAAGUGGACAAGUGCAAGCAGGAUGUGCAGAAGACACAGGAGAAGUACGAGAAAGUGCUGGAAGAUGUGGGCAAGACCACACCCCAGUACAUGGAGAACAUGGAGCAGGUGUUUGAGCAGUGCCAGCAAUUCGAGGAAAAGCGGCUGGUCUUCCUCAAGGAGGUGCUGCUGGACAUCAAACGGCACCUCAACCUGGCUGAGAACAGCAGCUACAUCCAUGUGUACCGUGAGCUGGAGCAGGCCAUCCGGGGGGCUGACGCCCAGGAAGACCUCAGAUGGUUCCGCAGCACCAGUGGCCCCGGCAUGCCCAUGAACUGGCCCCAGUUUGAGGAGUGGAACCCAGACCUCCUUCACACCACCACCAAGAAGGAAAAACAGCCUAAGAAGGCAGAGGGAGUGGCGCUGACCAAUGCCACUGGGGCGGUAGAGUCCACAUCCCAGGCUGGGGACCGCGGCAGCGUUAGCAGCUACGACAGAGGCCAGCCCUACGCCACCGAGUGGUCAGACGACGAGAGUGGGAACCCCUUUGGGGGCAGUGAGGCCAACGGGGGCGCCAACCCCUUUGAGGACGACUCCAAGGGAGUGCGCGUGCGGGCACUCUACGACUAUGACGGCCAAGAGCAGGACGAGCUCAGCUUUAAGGCUGGAGACGAACUCACCAAGCUGGGCGAGGAGGAUGAACAGGGCUGGUGCCGUGGGCGGCUGGACAGCGGGCAGCUGGGCCUCUACCCUGCCAACUACGUGGAGGCUAUCUAGAGGCCCCCUCCCUCCAUACUCCCCUCACUCCUCCCCACUGCCUCCCCUCCCGUCCCACUCUCGUCUCCUUCCCCUCGCCAUAGAGUUCCAGACAUAUUUUCCGAUCAAGCUUUUAUUUUUUUAAAAGUCAAAACAGAACAAAACAAAGUAUGCAGAGACAGAGCAUUUUCAGGGCCACCUGGAGGCUGGGAUGCUGGGGCUUGGGAUGGCCCCAGGGUAGGUAACAGUCUUAGGACUUAGCCCAACAUCACAACAUCUGCUCUUCGGGUUCCACCAAAGAGUCUCCUGAGCCCUGAGGGAUGGAUGUCUCCUGACCCUUCCACCCUGCCUCAUUCCUCCGUCCCACUCCACUCCAGGCUGCCGGCACCUGCCCCAUUCCCUGGCCUGGUUUCCUAACCUCUUCUUCCUCCCCUGCCCUGCUUCCCUUCCUCCACCACCCUGCUCUCAAAGGCCUCCUCUCCAGACCCCUGGCAGGGAGGCUUCCCCAUCUUUAGUCUUCCACUCUGCCCCGGGGAGCGCCCUUCUACUCCUAGCCACGUCCCUUGGGACCGGUGGGACCGGAGGAGGAACGGUCACUCUCCUCCCCCAGGGAGGUUUCCAGGGGUCCCCCAGACAUGAAAGAGGGGUGAGCUGGAGGAACUCAUGGUGUCACUGGGGUACAGGAGGGUGAAUGAAGGGCAUGCAGGCCCUCAGCCCAGGCUGUGCCAGCCCUCCCAGCCCCAGGCCCAUCUAAGGGACCAAGACCCUGUUACGCAGGCCCUUCUUUCCAGCUAUCAGCACUCUGAGCAUCGGCUCUUCAGCAGAUCCAAACCCCCUCAGCAACUUGCAGAAGACUUGUCCCCCCUCACAAGUCCCCUGGCCUAGGGUGGGGACCCCCAAACCCACGGCAAAGCCAGCAACAGUAGCAGCCUCCUCCCAUUUGCUGGGGAGGAGGUCAUCUUGUCCCCCUGGCCCCCCACGCUCCCUCCAUGUCCAUCCAAAAACCAUAAAAUCACUGGGUUCCACAUCAGCCUCUAUGAGGCCAAGCCUUGUACCUGCAAGGCUCUUGGCCUAACCAUUCCUCUGUCCUCUUCUCUGGCUGCCUGGGGAGCCCGUGAAGGCCCCAUGGGCGCCUCCAGCCUGAGACAUCAGGGGACAGCCUGCAGCUGAGUUUGGCAGAAAGGAGGAACCCUGGCCCUCAGGAAGAAGAUAGUCACAUGUUUUUCUUCCUUGUCCCCACGGCCCCCAGAACAACAUUCUCCCUGCUGGCAGCCCUUCCAUAUCUCCAAACCUGGGUCAGAGUGAAAGGAUCUUUAGGGGUGGGUGGGAGCAAAGGGCCCACCUGCUGGUUGGUGAAAGCAGUGGUGCCGGAGUGCUAGGUACCGCACAAGAUGGUGCGGGGGCUUGGGAAGCAGACCAGGGUUGGACAAAACCCCAUGAGGGCGGGGAGCUGGAAGAAAAGUGUCUUGGGGACCUCUGGGGCAAGGAGCUGAGAAGUUCUGCAGCACCAGGUGAGACUUGCUUACAGUGGAUGCCACUUCUAGGCCUCUGGACCGCAGAUGCCCUCCUCCCUCUUGCACACCUGGCCUCCUGGGCCUCCAGGUAAAGAGAGAGAGCCAGCCCAGCCCUGUUUCCCCUCAGUCCUCCUUUGCUCCUGCUGCUUCUCCCAACAGCCCACUGUUAGGAGGUAGUAGACCCCAGCCUCAAGGCUCUGACCUUCUUCAUGUGGGCGCGGAGGGUCCUGACACUCUGGCAGGGCCUGAGCUGGGGCGGGCCUUCCUCAGGGCCAGGGGCAAUGGCACCCCGGGGACAGGCAGACCUCCUUCCUGCCGCCAGCACCCCCUUCCUUAUCACUGUCUGGUCUCCAGGCUUCAGCUGCAGCCUGAGAUGUGUCCUGGGCUCCUCAGAGCCUGAAGCAAGCUUUUGGAAGCCUGCAGUCCUCCCAGCUCCAGUGCAGAAGCCUCUCCACCCUCUCCCCAGGCAGGAGUUGGGGUUGGGGGCCUCUGUCCCUCAUCGCUUACCUUGGAAAGAUGGGAAGCUGGCAAUCUGCACCUUGGGGCCUGGGCUCCCCCUCUCUGUGCCAGUGGCUUCCCAGCACCUGGGGAGGGGCUGCAGCCCCAGCUGGACUCCAGCCUGUCCCUCUUAGCACUCUAGCUGCCCACUCCAGGGCAGGGACUCGAAACCCCCUCCGUCCUGAGCAACCACCUCCAGGGCCCUGUUUGGGACCACUCUCUCAGUCCCCAGGUCCUCAGGGCCCCAGAGCAGGAGGGUCUCCUACCUGGAAGUCCCCCUGAGCUCCGGGGCCCAGCCCUACCUGCCAGUGCUGGUGUCAGGGCACUCACCACCGAGCGUGGGGGCCACACCCCUUGCCAUGCCCACAGCCUCCUCCUGUAGCCCCUGCCCGCACCCUCGAUGCUGCACGGGCCCGCCCUGGCGGGGCUCGGCGAGUAAUGUGUUUUGUCCUCAGUUAACCACCAUUCUGCAGCCUGGUUCUGCAAGGAACCAGGGCUGCCCCACCGCCCACCGUCUGCUGCCCUAGGCUUCCUGACUCCAUUAGUUCCGACACUUGUGAAACUCCGAGAAGUGCUGUGGUCUCAGCAAUGCACCUGUUUUGUACAUGAUUGUGUAAUUUAAAGGUAUAUAAAUACAAAUAUAUAUAUAUAUAUCAGUUGUGACUGUGGAUAAAAUCCAGAACUGUGUCAACCUGGCUGCGCUUUGUCAUCUUGAGUCUGUGCACCUUCUUCAGUCCUGGGGGUUUCUGAGCCCUCCGAAAGCUAUUUGUUGUUGGGAUGCAGGGGAGUAGGGGUGGUGCCCGAGCAGGACUGGGUGCUGUCCUGGCCCACCAUCUACCGACUAGGCCACUGAGGGCCGGUCCCUUCACCCUGCAGGGGCCUGGGUCUUGUCUGGACUGGGGAGGGUGAUACUGGAGGCUCCUGGAGCUCUGGCCCAUUCAGGUUCCGGGUGCCUUGGUGACAGGCCCUGACCAGGAGAGCUGGGGCAUUCAGGGUUCCACACUCAUGGAUCAAGAGUAAAUGAGGCCCUCAAAUAGGUUUUGCUUUUUAAAGCAGAAUUCUAAAAGUGACUGCUGAGGCCCAUGGUUCCUGGCUGUCCACAGUGUCAAGCUCCCUGUGUGGUGACGCUGGGCCAUGCCAUGCCUUCCUGCAUCUCGCCUGGCUCCGAAUGCAUUUCUGUGUGGGACCCGUGGGAGGGCUUCUUGGGGAGAAUUUCUCAGGGGCAUGGGCAGGACCAGAGCUCUGGGUUCUCAGCUGUUCUGCCAGCCCCAGGCCCAGCCCUUGCUCUGGCUCCCUGACUCCCCCUGCACCCCAGCCCCAGGGGAUCUCUUCUGGGGUAGCGCAGGAUCCCAGGGCCAGUCCCAGUUCCGCCAUCAGCUCACUGUGUUCCCACCCUCACCCGGGCCUCAGCUUCCCCAGUCUGGUGAGAUGUCUCUCUGAGGGUCCUCUGGCCCUGGCAGCCUGGUAGGGCUGUCACACAAGCCCAUUACUCAGGGCAAAUAUACCCCUGCCCCCUCCCUGAUACCCCUUGCCCCCAGCCUCAGGGUGUGUCAGGCAGGGAGAAAGGUUGAGAUGGAAAUGGAAUCUAUUUGCCACCCCAUCUUCCUGACUCCUCCAAACUUACCUCCAUGUGAAGCCCUGCUUUUAGCCAAACAGAGAAAUCUUCAAAUAAAGACAAAAGGUUGUUGUAUUGUCUUA
This is a messenger RNA of Nomascus leucogenys (northern white-cheeked gibbon), 5366 nucleotides long. It is a transcript of the gene PACSIN1, whose product is annotated as protein kinase C and casein kinase substrate in neurons 1. The record is from RefSeq and is a predicted model, not a curated record. Gene Ontology annotation, cellular component: endosome; cytoplasm; plasma membrane. Gene Ontology annotation, biological process: regulation of endocytosis; neuron projection morphogenesis; neuron development. Lineage: Eukaryota; Metazoa; Chordata; Mammalia; Primates; Hylobatidae. Gene Ontology annotation, molecular function: protein binding; phospholipid binding.